Messenger RNA from Seminavis robusta, 1380 nucleotides. Lineage: Eukaryota; Bacillariophyta; Bacillariophyceae; Naviculales; Naviculaceae. The record is from the annotation of a GenBank genome assembly.
GCAAGUUGCAAUCUGCACCACGUACCCUUGGACCCAUAAUUUUGUCCAUCUUUUACCGGUAAGCAACAAGAAGCGGAUCAGCUGUGGAUGCUGCCUGUCGCUCUCCUUGAGAAAGUAAGUUUGAUGGGUUGCCUCUCCUUCCUUCCUUCUGAAGGUCUGCCUGGUGGGUCUCAUAAAAACCAACCUGCAUCAGUUAGCAAUAGCUGAAAACAAAAAGUCAAGAUUUCUUCUCUUACUCUUACUACCACCAAUCUUUACUACAUCUACCUGAUCACCAUGGCGUUUCUUACCUGGAUGACUGAGCAACCCAUUAAUAAGACUAAGACUAAGCAACCCAAGACUAAGCAGAGCAAGAACAGUCAGAGUGACGAUGAGAGCACCUGUGCGGCCACCUUGGACACUUCAUCCGUAGCCUUCACCAUGGAGGCUUCUUCUUCCUGCUCUAUCGGUGCUAGUAUGGAAGAAUCUUCUCAGACAGUCUUGUCAUUGCUCAAAGAAGAAACCGAACCUUGUUGGGACAAUGUGUCGUUGGGCUUGAAUCCCAUGGCGCCUUCUGUCCCCAAACAAGACUGGACCGUUCUGGGCGAUGCCCUCAAAGAAGCCGAGCAAGCCACGGGCUACACUCGUAACAUUAUUCCAUCGGACAAAUGGAUUUCCUUGAGAUGCAGUGGAAUGGGAUUCAGCAAACUGUUCAAGCACUUGCAAAAACUGGGUGUCUUUAGCAAACGUCAAUCCCCGGAAUUUGCCGCCAUGAUGCGCGCAUGCUGUGAAGAUCUCAUGACCAAAUUUGACGCUCGAUGCGCACAUACGCAGUCGGACGAAAUCACAGUCUUGUUGCCACCCCAUACUGACUCCUGUCAAGAUGAUAUGAGUAUUCAAAAACUGUGUUCCAUGGCCGCCGCUUCUGUCACGGCACGUUUCAACUUUGAGUUGAUGGCACUCUGUACACUCCACAGUAAAAAGAAGGGACUCCUCGUCGACCUAAUGACGGUCAUGCAAUGUUUGCCCACUUUUGACUGUCAAGUUGGCGUCUUUGACACCAGCAGUCAAGCACUCUCACUCAUUCUUUGGAGGGCACAUGACUGCAGUACCAAUGCUGUGGCACUCGCUGUACACAACAGUGGUUUGCCAGGAGCAAAACAAAUGGUAGAAAAACACUCUUCUCCAGAGCAAAUGCAAUGGCUCAACCAGCGGGGUCUUCUUCCUCUCCCCGUACAUCAACGGGAUGGAACCUUCAUGGUACAAUCACAGACAAAACAACCCAUUCAAGGAGAUAUCCUACAGCUCUACAAGGAAGGAACCUUGUUCCCUGCAAACUUUACACUAUGAACUACUUUCACAGAAACUUUAUUAAUAGAUUAUAGAUUCAUUCAUUCAUUC